AUGACAGCUAUUCCCAAAGUAUUGACAAUUGCUGGUAGCGAUAGCGGAGGUGGUGCAGGAAUUCAAGCCGAUCUCAAGACUUUGACAUCGCUCAAUGUAUACGGCUCCUCGGUGUUGACUUCAUUGACUUCGCAAAACACAUUGGGCGUCGAUGCGAUCCAUAAUGUGCCCACCGACUUUGUGCAAAAGCAGCUUGACGCGGUGCUCAGCGAUAUUGGCACGGAUGCUAUCAAGACCGGCAUGUUGGCUUCUGGUGCUAUUGUUCAAGCAGUGGUUGACACGUUGAAAAAGUACAAUCAUGACAAGUUGGUGGUGGAUCCUGUGAUGAUAUCGACAAGCGGUUCCAAGUUGUUGGCCGAGGACGCCGUGCAGACAUGUAUUGACAGCUUAUUGCCCAUCACGCUUGUAUUGACUCCCAAUGUCCCCGAGGCCGAAGUCUUGUUGGGAAUGAGCUCUGGUGCUAUAAAGACGCUCGAUGAUAUGCGUACAGCUGCCAAAAAGCUUGCCGAUUUGGGUCCUCGCAAUGUAUUGGUCAAGGGUGGACAUUUGCCUGUGGAACGGAAUGGCGAGAAAUACGUUGUGGAUGUCUUGUACGAGAAGAAGACGGGCGAAUACCACGAGAUUGAGAAUCCCUAUUGUGAUACGAAAGAUACUCAUGGCACUGGAUGCACUCUUUCUGCUGCUAUUGCUGCCGGACUUGCUCAGGGCAAUGAUGUGGUUAUGGCAGUAAAGAAGGCUACAAUCUAUAUCCAAGAUGCCAUCAAUGCAUCUCACGCAUCCAUUGGAAAAGGUGCUGGUCCUGUCAACCAUCUUCACAAUAUCCAUUUACGUCCCUAUGCUUGUAAGAGCUAUGUUCAAGCAUUGAAGGAGUCACUACCCGAUGGCGUGUGGGACGAAUUCAUUGAUCACCCAUUUGUGCGUGGCAUGGCCGAUGGAACAUUAUCAAGAGAAAGCUUCAUCUUUUACAUCAAACAAGAUUACCUUUAUUUACAGCAUUAUGCUCGUUCAGCUGCAUUGGCCGCUUACAAGUCACCUGACAUCGACAUGGCCGCAAGAAAUGCGAAGAUCGUAUUGCAUAUCCAACAUGAGAUGCAGAUGCACUUGAAGUACUGCGAAAGCUGGGGCAUCUCCAAGGAGGAUAUCUUGGCAACACCCGAGAGUGUCUACAACGUAGCCUAUACGCGUUAUGUCCUUGACAAGGGCGCAACCGGAGAUCAGCUUGAUCUGCAAGUGGCCAUGGCUCCUUGUCUCCUAGGUUACGGUGAAAUUGGUGUGAAGCUUUACAAUGACCCCAACACCAAGCGAGAGGGUAACCCAUAUUGGACCUGGAUCAAAAAUUAUGCUGAGGACGACUUUCAAGAUGCAGUGAGAAACGGAAAAGCACUCUUGGAAGAGCUUGCCGUUCAUCAUGUGUCGACCUCGCCUUCACGUUUCAAGGAAACUUGUGAAAUCUUUGAGCAAGCCACGAGACUCGAAAUUAAGUUCUGGGAAAUGGGUCUUCAUCGUAAAUAG
Lichtheimia ornata is the source of this 1512-nucleotide messenger RNA. RefSeq names its product phosphomethylpyrimidine kinase. Lineage: Eukaryota; Fungi; Mucoromycota; Mucoromycetes; Mucorales; Lichtheimiaceae. Gene Ontology annotation, cellular component: cytosol. Gene Ontology annotation, biological process: thiamine biosynthetic process. The transcript has 9 exons. Bases 1 to 1512 code for a protein of 503 amino acids. The record is from RefSeq and is a predicted model, not a curated record. Gene Ontology annotation, molecular function: hydroxymethylpyrimidine kinase activity; phosphomethylpyrimidine kinase activity; thiaminase activity.